Molecule: messenger RNA, 665 nt
Organism: Conger conger (European conger)
Lineage: Eukaryota; Metazoa; Chordata; Actinopteri; Anguilliformes; Congridae
Gene: mrpl32
Product: mitochondrial ribosomal protein L32
Exons: 3
Coding region: 60-593 (177 amino acids)
Biological process (GO): translation
Cellular component (GO): mitochondrial large ribosomal subunit
Molecular function (GO): structural constituent of ribosome
Source: RefSeq, a predicted model, not a curated record
GUCAUUAGCUUAGCUUUACUGUUUGUGGUGAAAAAUAAUUUAGCGUAGCUAACGUUACAAUGUCGAGUCUGUCAGGCUUAGUUUGUUUUCUGAGGCGAUCUUGGAUACGCUUGGAAUGGACACUUAUGCAGGCUAUCGGAUUUGACAGAGAGUUGGCCCCAGCAUUAGCAUUGCGUGGUCGAGGACUCCUUCCCCAGCCUGAGAACGAAGACAGCAGACAGCAUGAGGAACACAGCUUCCUAGAUAACAUCUUUUGGAUGGCUGCCCCCAAGAAGAGACGAACCAUAGAGGUUAACCGCGGCAGGAGGCGAAACGAGAAUAACCUCAUUCAAGUUAAGACAAACAUCGUGCCCUGCCCUGAGUGUGGCCACCUGAAGCUGAAGCACGUGCUGUGUGGGUUCUGCUAUGAGAAGGUGCGGAGGGAGACGGCGUUGAUCCGCCGUCAGAUGCUGGCCAUGGAGGGCGGGCCCCUGAAGACCCCGGCCGUGCCCAGGGUCGUACUCUACCAGGGCGAAACACCUCAAGAUAGCAACGAGGGGAAGGAAAUCGUAGAAAUGAGCCGAAAACGCCCCUCCUGGUUCAAACCAAACUGAUUGUGUCAUUUACUCCAUAGCACUGUUUUACUUUUUGUAUACUACAGGUAAUUAAAUAUGAUAUGUACUCUA